AUGAAAUCAGUAGAUACGAUAUUGUUUGAUGUGUCCAAAAAUGAAUUGUUCAAAAUUACGGAGAACUAUAAAAUGCUACAUAGGAAACUGAAGACGACUUGGAAAGUUAUGAUAAAUCGCGAGGAACUAUCCUCUUACAUCCUGGAAGAUGUUAGAAUACUUGUGAUACCAGGGCCUCAGAACGCAUUCACAGAUAAUGAAUUAUCAUGUCUAAAGAAUAUGGUCGACCGAGGAGACUCGGUCCUCGUUGCCAUGUCAGACGGCGGAGAAGAACGGACGAAUACAAAUAUUAACUUCUUUUUAGAGGAAUUUGGGAUAGUUGUUAAUAAUGAUUGUGUAGUCCGUGCGAAAUAUCACAAGUUCUACCAUCCGAAGGAGUGUCAUAUCUCCAAUGGAAUAUUGAAUAGAGCCCUAACCAAGUACUUGAUGAAAAUGCCCAACUACAGUAGCGAGUCUGACGAUUUUCUGGAGGAUCCAGCGACGCCAAAUUUCGUGUACCCCUUUGGAGCCACGUUGACAGUAAAAAAGCCUGCUGCAGCAGUUCUAUCCAGCAGUGAUGUAUGUUAUCCCGUCAAGAGGCCUGUUGCUGCUAUGUACACUUCUGACAAAAGCGGUGGUAAAUUAUUUGUAAUUGGCUCGGGUCAUUUUUUUGCGGAUCAAUAUCUAGAGUGUGAGUGCAAUGAUCUCAUCAGAGAAAUGGUGUUUAGUUACCUGGGAGGAGCCACCGACCUGCACCUUAACCCCGUGGACGUGGAAGACCCUGACAUCAACGAGUACCGCACUCUGGGUGACAUGAUGUGGUUGAGCACGCUGCCAUUGCCAGAACCUGCGACUGCUCCUCCACCGAGAAUGGCUCCAUUACAUCCGCAUGCGUUGUUUACUUGGAGACUGUUUUCGCUGAAUCUAGCUCAGUUGCCAGAGGUACUAGGACUGUAUGAGCCUUUAGGAAUUAAACAUGAACCAUUGCGGCUCAUUGCGCCGCAGUUUGAGACUCCGUUCCCGCCUCUACAAUUAGCAGUAUUUCCACCUACAUUCAGAGAACCCCCUCCUCCACCGUUGGAACUCUUUGAUCUGGACGAAGCAUUUAGCUCCGAGAAGUCUCAACUUGCGAGGCUUACCAAUAAGUGUCUGCAGCCUACUGCAUCUAGGUUAGGACAAGGAGAUGGCCGUCAGAUAGAAAACGAACUAGAAUACUUUGUCCGUGAAUGUGGACGAGUAGUCCGACUGUCAAAAGCUUUGCCUCCAGAUGAGGGUCCAGCAGGCAAAUCUAUACUGCAUCAAUUAGCUGUUCAGCUAGCCACAUACAAAAAAAUUGCACCUAAAGACUAG
Arctia plantaginis is the source of this 1329-nucleotide messenger RNA. Lineage: Eukaryota; Metazoa; Arthropoda; Insecta; Lepidoptera; Erebidae. The record is from the annotation of a GenBank genome assembly.